Molecule: messenger RNA, 1918 nt
Organism: Spinacia oleracea (spinach)
Lineage: Eukaryota; Viridiplantae; Streptophyta; Magnoliopsida; Caryophyllales; Amaranthaceae
Exons: 12
Coding region: 137-1342 (401 amino acids)
Source: RefSeq, a predicted model, not a curated record
UGCUCUUAAUGGGUAACUGACUCUUUACUGUUCGGUUCGGUUGUUGAAGGUUCUUCUACAGCAUGCUAGUCUGCCAGUGGUCCCUCUCCAAUUUUGAAGUUUCAGCCGAGGGCAACACUAAAGCUUCACACUAACAAUGGAGGCCGAAACUAUUCGCAGUCGAAUUGACGAAUUAUCCUCCAUCAUCCUCACAAAUUCCGGUGACGAUUCCGUAGUUUCCUCGUCGGAUUCUAAGAAGUUGCUUGAAGAUUGCUUUCAAGGUCUAGAGAUCAAUGUCAAACAAAUUGUCUCAGAGUACUUGGAUGUCGGUUCUUCCGAAGAAACAGACCUAGAUGCUUACAUGGAUCGUUUUAGAGAUGAGCUUAGGAUGACGGAGGCUGAAGGUGAUUCCUUAGCUAAGGAAAUCGAUCAUCUUAAAAAGUCAUGCACGGAAUGGACUUGUCAGUUGGAAAGUAAUCUUGAAUUAUUGCACCAUGUUGCGAAGAACACUGGUUCGGAGGAAAUGGGGCUAGCAGAAAUAGUAGAACACAAUAAAUUGAAAUCUGGAGAGGAUCAACCUGAAGCAAAAGCACUUCAUGAGGACUACUUAGAGGUUUUGAAGCUGAAACAUCAAAUUGAGAAGAACAAUAUAACAUUGAAUUCCAUGCAAGAUCUUGACUACGACUUGAAAAGGAUCGAGGCUAUUGAAAAUAUUGAAGAAGCAUUGACUGGGUUGAAGGUGAUAGACUUUGAAGAAAACACCAUAAAGGUGUCACUAAAGACGUACAUUCCAGAAGGUGUGAUGUGCCAGCUUAAUGCUGAAGAUUAUAUCAAGCAGUCUGAAGUGAACCAUGAGUUGUUAAUAGAGGUCGUGAAUGGGACUAUGGAUCUGAAAAAUGUGGAGAUUUUUCCUAAUGAUGUUUACAUAGGGGAGAUUGCCGAAGCUACAAAAACCUUCAGCAAGUUAUUUACUGUGGUGCCCCAAACAAGGUCUUCCUUGGGAUGGUUUUUGCAGAAAGUCCAAGACAGAAUUGCCAUGUGCACCAUAAGACAGCUUGUGGUGAAGAGUGCUAAUAAGUCCAGGCACUCAUUUGAGUAUUUGGAUAAGGACGAGUUAAUUAUAGCUCACAUGAAUGGUGGGAUAGAUGCCUUUAUAAAGCCUUCUCAGGGUUGGCCACUAUCAGCUUCCCCAUUGAAGUUAGUAUCUUUCCGGAGUUCUAAUCAGAAUUCAAAAGACAUUUCUUUGAGUUUGCUUUCCAAAGUUGAGGAGAUGGCAAAUUCUUUUGAUCUGAAUAUACGGGAAAGCAUAACAAAUUUUGUGGAUGGCAUUGAAGAGAUACUUUUGGAGCAAAUGCGUCCAUAACUUCAUCUUUAAUAUUCUACCAUGAAUACCACAGCUUCCUGAAUCUAGUUGUCCGGUCCACCAUUAUUUAUGUUAACUGAUGAGACCGACCUCCAAUGCUGUUUGAGUUUACUGUCCGCAGAUUUUGUUUUACAGCAAGUAUUUGUAUCAAUUUGUACUUGAAUUGGACUUUGUUUGUUGGAGCAAGAUGGGGAAAUGAGGCAAUUCCUCAUAAAUGCGGACAAGAUUCUUCACCGAUUUGGCAGUAAUGCACAAAUUGUGGCUCAGGAGUCCCGGAUGGUUUGAUACAAACGAUACUUUCAAUCUGAAAAUAUUACGGGUGCACCGUGCACCUAAUGUUUAUCUAUUGGUGAUCUCUACUACAUUUUCUCCUUAUAUGUAAGGAGAAAAUGUGAGACAUAUGCUCUAUUUUCAAUCUCAGCUGAUUGAAUAUCCCUUUCUAAUAGCUCAGAAAUGUAUACUCUUAAGAUUUUCUAGUUUGUGUUUUCUGGUUAAGUUUGUAGGACGCGUUUUGUAACAUGAUUUGAGUUGUUAGUUAGUUUACGCAUACGUGGUAGUACUCGUACCUUCUCUGUA